Molecule: messenger RNA, 3789 nt
Organism: Tribolium castaneum (red flour beetle)
Lineage: Eukaryota; Metazoa; Arthropoda; Insecta; Coleoptera; Tenebrionidae
Product: aldehyde dehydrogenase, dimeric NADP-preferring
Exons: 3
Coding region: 326-1837 (503 amino acids)
Biological process (GO): aldehyde metabolic process
Cellular component (GO): cytoplasm
Molecular function (GO): aldehyde dehydrogenase (NAD+) activity
Source: RefSeq, a predicted model, not a curated record
CUUGCGAAGAUAACGGAUGACUUGGCAUUAACACAGGCAUAAAACUGUCGUAGGUUUUAGUUCAGAGCAGUGUGUGUGAGGAAGGUCAAAAACGCAUCCGUUUUUCCAGUGCUGUAUUUACCAUCAUAAAGUAAAUUAUCGCCGAUCUAUUUUAACUUCAAGAAUAUCUGACGUCCAUUAGGCAAAAAAAUUACAUCGUCAGUCUAAGGUCAACAAGUCUGUCGGUCAAUUUCAAUGGCAUUUAAUUUUUACAAAGUGUAAGUAGUUAUUGUUAUUGAGCUUCAGUUUUGUGGUGUCGACCUGGAACCAGAAUCAAAUUCUCAAAAUGUCGAACCCCUCCGAGGCUUUAGCCACCGCACGCAAUGCAUUUUCCACCGGAAUCACAAAAAACGCCCCAUUCCGCCUCAACCAACUAAAAGCACUUUUACGUUUAUACGAAGAAAACACCCCUGCGAUCAUCGCAGCUCUGACUGAAGACCUGCACAAAUCCAAAUACGAAUCCUUGAUAUCAGAAGUCGAUUAUCUCAAAAACGACGCCCUUAACAUGAUUUACAACCUCUCUACUUGGAUGGAACCAGAAAAACCCGAAAAAACCCUCGUCAACAUCAUGGACCAGGUCAUAAUCCACAAAGAACCCUACGGUGUAGUCCUCAUAAUCGGAGCUUGGAACUACCCCCUCCAGCUCGUUUUCGCGCCCCUUGCUGGGGCCAUAGCAGCUGGGAAUUGCGCUCUCUUGAAACCGUCUGAACUAGCACCAGCUUCGUCAAAACUAAUCGCAGAACUGGUCCCCAAAUACCUUGAUAACGACUGUUUUAAGGUUAUUGAAGGCGGGGUUGCUGAAACCUCUGCACUUUUGAAGCUACGGUUCGAUUAUAUUUUUUUCACCGGGUCCACACAUAUUGGCAAAAUUGUGAGCGAAGCUGCAGCUAAGUUCCUCACACCUGUGACGCUUGAACUUGGCGGGAAAAGUCCAGUUUAUGUUGACAAUACUGUCGAUAUUGAAAUUGCAGUUAAUCGAAUCAUGUGGGGGAAAUGUUUUAAUUCGGGCCAAAGUUGCAUCGCUCCUGACUAUCUUCUAUGCACCAAAGAAGUGCAAGAGAAGUUUAUCGAAACUACGAAGAAAGUGAUAACGCAAUGGUACGGUGAAAAAGUCAAACAAUCGCCCGAUUAUGGGCGAAUUAUCAACGACAAUCACUUCAAACGCAUCGUCAAGUUGUUGGAAGGAACAAAAAUUGUCUAUGGGGGAGAGUAUGACUCAAAUGAGCGUUACAUCGCACCGACGAUUGUAGUCGAUGUAAAACCAACAGAUCCUAUAAUGCAGGAGGAGAUUUUCGGCCCGAUUCUGCCUAUUAUAACCAUAGAUAACGCAGUCGAUGCCAUUAACUUCGUCAAUCAAGGGGAAAAACCCUUAGCUUUGUACGUGUUCUCGAACAAGAAGACUGACAUUGAUUUGUUCAUUAAGAACACGUCGAGUGGCGGCGUUUGUAUUAAUGAUACCAUGAUGCACUUCUCGUGUGAGAGUUUGCCCUUUGGAGGGGUUGGUAAUAGUGGGCUGGGGGCCUACCAUGGCAGGUACAGCUUUGAUACGUUCACGCACAAGAAGGGAACACUUGUUAAGAAUGCAGGCAAGUUGGGUGAGAAGUUGCAAAAUGCGAGGUAUCCACCCUAUAAUGAAAGUAAGGCCAAGUUUCUUAGUACCAUGUUGAAGAAACGGCCAACGAUUCCGAUGACGUACAUGUGGCAUUUUAUCAGUUUUGGGCUGGGGGUUGUGGCCACUUUGGCGGCCAAAUGUGCGUGUAACUACAUGGAGUAUAAGAAACAUAAGAAUCAGUUUUGAGGUUUUUGUAAUUACUAUUGAGUUUAUAUUGUUGUUUGUAAUAUUAUGUUUAUAAUAAAAUUUGUGGAUUACUAUAUAUUUUAUUGAAUAAUGAGGGCCCCACGUUGGGCGCCACGAACCUCACGUUGUGCGCCAAGUUAUAAACUUUCAAAAUACGUGGUAUGUCAUUAAACAAGAGUUUAAAAUCUCGAUACAAGUAACCUAGCGAGAGUGGAAGUACAAAAAUGAAAACUUGAAAAUUUUGCAUGAGUUGGUAAUCUGUAUAUUGUAUAAAGUGCUACUUUAUGAAGACAAAACAGUUCUGCAAAUUACUGAGAAUACUGAAAGCAAGUUAUUUCCAAGGAUAUUUGACUUUUAUUUUGUUGCCUUUUUAUUUUAUUUACAUUGAUUUGUAACGUUCUUCCAGUUUUUCAUAAAAAAAUUCAUAAAUUUCAAUUAAUUUUGCUUAGCUAAGGGGAAAAUACAAAAUGACGUGAACAUUAUAUCGCUCUUAUUUCACUGAUAAAGUCACAAAAUGCGUUGAAUUUUGUUAAAUUGAGGGAAAACAUUGUAAAUGCAAGUUUGAAUUAGGUUUUUACGAUUAUUUGAUAACAUUUGGAGCUUUGUUCUGUUAAAGAAACUUAAUUCGAAGAGUUGUGGAUUGGUUUUGCUAAAACAAAAAAAAACAUUUAAGAUUAAGAAUGACAUGUCUUAUUUUCACUUAUUGCUAUUAAUUUGCAACGUAUCUUCUCUGAGAAACUUACUAGGUCUAUAGAUUUCUUCGAAUUAAUGUAAAGAAAAGGGUAAAAAUACAACUUAUGUGCUCUGGAGAGCGUUGUCAUCGUUUAGAGAAAAUCGACAGAAAUAGAUUAGGAGAUUUUUUAUUAAGAAUCUAAAUUAACUCGUGUUUUGCUAGAUGCAAACAUAAAUUACUUUCUAUAUUUUUUCACUGGUUCCACACAUAAUGAAAAAAUUAUGAGCGAAGCUGCAGCUAAGUUCCUCACACCUGUGACGCUUGAACUUGGCGUGAAAACUCCAAUAUAUGUUGACAAUACUGUAGAUGUUCAAAUUGCAGUUAAUGGAGUCAUAUAGGGGAAUUGUUUUAAUUCGGGCUAAAGUUGCAUCGCUACUGACUAUCUUCUAUGCACCAAAGAAGUGCAAGAGAAGUUUAUCGAAACUAUGAAGAAAGUCAUAACGCAAUGGUACGGCGAAAAAGUCAAACAAUCGCCCGAUUAUGGGCGAAUUAUCAACGACAAUCACUUCAAACGCAUCGUCAAGUUGUUGGAAGGAACAAAAAUUGUUUAUGGAGGAGAAUAUGACUCUAAUGAGCGUUACAUCGCACCGACGAUUGUAGUCGAUGUAAAACCAACAGAUCCUAUAAUGCAGGAGAUUUUCGGCCCGAUUCUGCCCAUUAUUACCAUAGAUAACACAGUCGAUGCCAUUAACUUCGUCAAUCAAGGAGAAAAACCCUUAUCUUUGUACGUGUUCUCGAACAAGAAGACUGACAUUGAUUUGUUCAUUAAGAACACGUCGAGUGGCGGUGUUUGUAUUAAUGAUACCAUGAUGCACUUCUCGUGUGAGAGUUUGCCCUUUGGAGGGGUUGGUAAUAGUGGGCUGGGGGCCUACCAUGGCAGGUACAGCUUUGAUACGUUCACACACAAGAAGGGAACGCUUGUUAAGAAUGCAGGCAAGUUGGGUGAGAAGUUGCAAAAUGCGAGGUAUCCACCCUAUAAUGAAAGUAAGGCCAAGUUUCUUAGUACCAUGUUGAAGAAACGGCCAACGAUUCCGAUGACGUACAUGUGGCAUUUUAUCAGUUUUGGGCUGGGGGUUGUGGCCACUUUGGCGGCGAAAUGUGCGUGUAAUUACAUGGAGUAUAAGAAACAUAAGAAUCAGUUUUGAGGUUUUUGUAAUUACUAUUGAGUUUAUAUUGUUGUUUGUAAUAUUAUGUUUAUAAUAAAAUUUGUGGAUUUCUA